Ananas comosus (pineapple) is the source of this 2171-nucleotide messenger RNA. RefSeq names its product pentatricopeptide repeat-containing protein At5g24830-like. The coding region runs from base 210 to 2129 and encodes 639 amino acids. The record is from RefSeq and is a predicted model, not a curated record. The transcript has 4 exons. Lineage: Eukaryota; Viridiplantae; Streptophyta; Magnoliopsida; Poales; Bromeliaceae. Gene Ontology annotation, molecular function: protein binding.
AAAAUGUCUGCGGAAAUGUGUUUUUCUUGUUUUUUUUUUUUAAUUUUUUUUUAAAUUUUUUUUAAUGCUAUGUGUCGUUCUCGUUCUCGCUCAACUUCUGAGCUUCCUAGGGUUAGGGUUUCAUCGAGAGCUCCCGGCUCCCGUUCCUCUCCCUCGAAUCCAAAUACGCUGACUCAAUUCUCAAAUUGUAACCCUAAAUCAUUCCUCAGAUGGUGUCGAUCCUCGCGGGCGCGGAGUUCCACCACCUCAUUCGCAUCCUCACCUCCGAUCUCCGCACGCAGCCCCUCUUCCGCGGCAUCGGCGACUUCUUCAAUCGAAUCCUUUCGCAAGGAUUUGAAUCCGAUGAUCAGCAUAGUCGAGCUAAUGAGCAAUCGAGAAAUGUGGUAGUAAGCCCCGUAAUUGAUGCCGAGGAACCUUAUCGGAUCAAUGCCGGUAGCUGGUUCUUCGAUAGGGAACUCCACCGUAGCUCUGGAGAAGACGGCGGCGAUCCACCUGCUGUUUUCAAUGUGUUGGAUUUGGUCCUCAUCGAGACGAUGGAGCGGUUGAAAAAGUUGAGGGAAAGCAUAACUAUUGUUGGAAGAUGUAAGUUGUAUGAUGGUGUCAUUAAUGUGUCGAGUUCAGAGGAUAGUUCUGAACUAGAUUCUCGUCCCAAAAGAUGUGAAUUGAUUAGGGCUUUAUGUGUAGAAGGGAAAGUUGGGGCUGCACUCCAGCUUCUUCGUGAUUUACUUGGGAAGUGUGUGUAUCCGGACCUUUUUACUUGUAAUAUCCUUGUGAAUGGGCUUUGUAAGAAUGGCGACCUGUCGACUGCCACUUGGCUUCUUAAUCUCAUGCCAAGUUUCCGUCUGUCGCCCAAUACCGUGACAUACAAUACGCUCAUUAAUGGGUAUUGCCAUUGGAGCACCGUGGAUAGAGCUCUUUGUCUUGUGUCUUCCAUGGCAGAAAGGGGAGUUAGGCCAAAUAGAGUCACUUGUAACAUACUUGUUCAUGCCCUUUGCAAUAAGGGUUUAUUGGAUGACGCCAAGAAGCUUCUGUCUGAUAUUUUAAAUGAUCACAAAGCUACAAAUUUGAUCACUUCAACAACACUCAUUGAUGGCUAUUUUAGGGCUGGGGACAUGGCACGGGCUCUUGAACAUUGGAACGAAAUGUUGACUAGGGGCAUUUGUGCUGAUCGAAUAGCUUACAACGUAAUAAUUAAUGGAUUCAGUUUGGGGCAGGACAUAAAGUACGCAUAUAGAUACAUUUCUGAGAUGUUCAAGAAAGGUUUUAUACCUGACUUAGUGACCUUUAAUACUCUUUUAUGUGGCUUGUCGAAAGAAGGGAAAAUUGAUGAGGCAUGUGAGAUCUACACCCAAAUGUCACUUGCUAGUAUUACGCCAGAUGAAAUUUCACAUAAGUUGGUAAUUCAUUGUCUUUGCCAGCAUGGCGAUGUUCUUAAAGCAGCAGAGUUCUUAAAUAACAUGUUAAUUAACUCAUCAGUCCCUAAACCUCAAAUAUGGAAUCUUGUUAUAAAUGGCUAUGCGAGGAUUGGAGAUGUUCGGAAUGCUUAUUCUGUUAAAGAUUUGAUGGUCUCAAAUGGUGUAUCUCUAAAUGUCUAUACAUACAACGCUCUUAUUCAUGCUCAAGUAAAAGGGGAGAAUUUUAUGCCUGCAUUUUUGCUUAAGCAGGAGAUGCUUGCUGAGGGGCUUUUUCCUGAUGUAGUUACGUAUAAUUUGUUGAUCACUGGUGCAUGUAGUGCCGGUUAUAUAUAUUUUGCUAGGCAAUUGCUUCGAGAAAUGCUGAAUAGGGGUUAUCAACCUGAUAUUGUCACUUUCACAGUGUUAAUUAGAGGCCUUUGCUCGAAGGGAAAAGUGUGGGAAGCCAUAGAUCUGUUUAACAAGGUGGAGAAAUCGGGAUUAGCUAUUGACCAUGUGCCAUUUCAAAUUUUCGUAACUAUGUACUCCAAGAUGGGAAAACUUUUAGAAGCAUUAGAGCUCUAUGAGAAAAUGACCAGAAAGGGUCUGUUAGGCAGCUACAGAAUGUACAAGUCAUUGUUUAAAGCGCUGAAGAAGAAUGGCUAUUACUUUGAAGCAAGUCAAGUGUAUGAUCACAUGCAUAGAUUUAUGGGGCCUAGAUGUAAAGAGAUCGGUUAACUUCAAUGAUUUGUUCACAAAGAGCCUCUUUUGAAACUGAAA